Penicillium egyptiacum is the source of this 1062-nucleotide messenger RNA. NCBI's taxonomy places the organism in Eukaryota, Fungi, Ascomycota, Eurotiomycetes, Eurotiales, Aspergillaceae. The record is from the annotation of a GenBank genome assembly.
AUGGACAACCGGCCCGCCUCCGAGUACGCCCAGCCAGAACCAAAUUCUGCUGCUGCUGCUCACUACACCCCGCAACCCGAGGUCCGCCCUACGCCGCAAUACACGCCGCAGCCUGAGGUUCGACCCGCCAAUAUCUCCUCGGCCAACACCCCUCAGUCGGACUACAGUCUGAACCCUCCGCCGACCGCCCGCUCGCCUGCCUACCAGGACUACCUUCACCGUCCUCCCCAGUCAUACGCCCCCAGCUCCCAACCCGGCGGCACGGCAGGUAUGGCUCAAGCAACAAAUCCUUCGCUUCCGGCCAACAGCCCCACCUAUCCUCCCCCCUACUCUCCCUAUCAGCCUCAGGGGCAUGAGAUGGCGCAGUACCAGGGCCACCCCCCUCCGCCUCAGCAUAUGUAUGCGCGUCCGGAUUGGCCGCAUAGCUAUGGACAACAGCAUCAUGGAUUGCCGGGACCUUACGCUUCCCCGGCCACAACGGUUGGUUCUACCUCUCCUGUUGGUGCACUUGCAGGGCCGCGUUCUCCAAAGGUCUACUCAUUUGUCCCAAUUCCUGGCGCACAGCAGCAUAAGCGUCCUCGUCGCCGUUACGAGGAAAUUGAGCGCAUGUAUAAGUGUGGAUGGAACGGAUGUGAGAAAGCAUAUGGUACUCUAAACCAUUUGAAUGCACACGUGACUAUGCAGUCGCAUGGCGCGAAGCGCACUCCUGAGGAAUUCAAGGAAAUCCGCAAGGAAUGGAAGGCUCGCAAGAAGGAGGAAGAGGCUCAGCGCAAGGCUAUUGAGGAGCGUGAGCGUGCUGCCGCUCAGGCCGCCCAGGCCAACCAGGUCGAGCCUCCCAACCCCUCUGACCCAUCCCACGGACAGCCGCCUGCUUACGCUGGUGGAGUCCGCCCUCAACUCCCUCCGAUCGGAUACCAGCCCGCGGAUAGCCAGCCCCCCAGCCAGUAUGGUGGUCCUCCUGGAAGUGGCAUGGUCUACCAGAACAAUGCACAGAUGGCCUACCCUCCCAACUACCCUCACUCUCCCUAUCAGAGCGGACCUGUGUACCCGCAACGUGAGUAA